This is a messenger RNA of Melampsora larici-populina 98AG31, 405 nucleotides long. RefSeq lists its product as uncharacterized. The record is from RefSeq and is a predicted model, not a curated record. The transcript is spliced from 2 exons. Lineage: Eukaryota; Fungi; Basidiomycota; Pucciniomycetes; Pucciniales; Melampsoraceae. Bases 1 to 405 code for a protein of 134 amino acids.
AUGGAGCUCGACGACGCGCCGGAUACGGGUCAGGAGAAACAGAAUGUUCCAAAGAACAUUCCUGCAACUCGCGACGCGUCCAACGCGUUUAUCAACCCAAUCGGACCCCAAGAACAGUCUAAAUGGACUGCAACCAUCCCACCUCCCAAAACCAUUCCCCCUCUCAAGUUCGACAACGCUAGCUUUGGUCAAGGAGCCUCUCAGUCUCCCUCGAUUCAAUCUUCGGACUUAGGAAACUUUGCAAAGAAAAGGUCCAGAACGGACACACCUGGCACGAUCGCAGCAGACCAAGCGUCUGAGUUAACGGGGAGUCCUAGGACAAACCACAUGCAGAAUCUCUUCCCAGGAGGAACUGAAAACCGAACUCUCAAGGAGAUGCACUCACCGAACAGAUGUCAUAUCUAA